Symbiodinium sp. CCMP2592 is the source of this 2976-nucleotide messenger RNA. The record is from the annotation of a GenBank genome assembly. NCBI's taxonomy places the organism in Eukaryota, Dinophyceae, Suessiales, Symbiodiniaceae.
AUGGCGCCAAAGAAGCGGGCGAAGGCCAAGGCCAAGGCGAAAGUCAUGGCCAAGGGCAAGGCCAAGGGGAGCCCCCAGAAGCCGGUGGUCGACCCUCUCGGCGAGGAGGACCUCGCGCCGGAUGCGGAUGCAGAGGCUCCAGACGAGGUGGCUCCGACAGAGGAUGGCCCGCCCCAAGCAGCCAGCGAGGCUGCAGAGGGCCAGGGCGAUAUCGACGAGGAGCUGCCAAGGUUUGAGGAUGAGGACGACAUGCCAGUCGUGAACCUGGUGAAGUCCAAGGCAGAGCCCACAGCUUCUCUGAAGCGCUCCAGAGAAGAGGCUGGCGUCGACUUAACGGAAGACGGCGAUGGAGAGGGUGACGUGUGGCAGCAAUUAGAAAACGAGCUUCAGGCACCGUUGAACCUGCCCUUGGCCUGGCCAGCGGCUGACGACGGCUCCAAGCCGACGGAGCCAGUUGUGCACACUGUGGACGACAAGGAGGACUCCGACGACGACUGGGGCUACCUGUGGAAGCAAUCAGGUGUAGACGCCAAACAGACGUCGAACAUCUUGGAAGAGAUCGAGAAGAAUGUGAAAGCGGCCGCUGACUUUCACAAGGAGAAGUGGCAGAAGAAGGAGCAGCCCGAAGAGGAGGAGGCACAGGAGGAUGAAGAAUGGGGCGCGGCGCUGUACGAGACGGAGAAGGAGAAGGAAAUCUCCAAAGAUUUCUGGGUGCCCGACGAGUCGUGGAGUGCCUGGGAGUGCAACUCCAAGGAGGCCGUGGCUGCUCAGCGCCUCGUGCAGAAGAUUCGCAGCCGCGCCGCCAAGAAAGAUACAAAGCAGGAACAGAACAGCGAGCAGGAAGACUUCCCCAACGAGGUCUUGCUUGAGGUCUUGCAGCUCUGGAUUGGCCGGGAGCUUCCCGAGCAGCGCAUGCUGCUGGCGAUGCUGCUCUGGAUCGAGGCGAUCACCGUGGAGGUCCCAAUCGUCCGGCCGGACCUGAACCAGUACGCGAUGCAACUCCUUUCCAAAGAGGAGUUUCAGGUUGCCCUGCGGUCCGCCUGUGAUCACGUCUCCCACGAUGUGCUCUUGGUGAAGGCCGGCGCUCCGAUCCCCGAUGCGCAGCUGCGCAACGACGAGGCUCCCAAGGUGCAGAAGCGCUUGAUCUCAUCGCUGAGCGGCAUGAUGGGGCAUGCAGACUUCACAAUGGAGGAGGACGAUCUUACAUCCAAGUUCGAGGAGAUCUUUGCAGAUCUUCCGCUGUCCUUGCGAGUGGCUUCCCUAGCCCACCUCAACGAGAUGGCUGAGCUGCUGAAGACGCUGUGGGAGACCAAGGAUGAGUUCAUUGAGAUGAUGAAGAAGCUCGCCUCCUUCGACCGGGCCUGUGAGGUGACCUGCCGGCUGACCCUCACGCACGCGAUCGAGCUGGGCAAUCAGGCCCUGAACAAGGACUUCAAAGACUUGCGGGUCUGCAAGGUGGAUUCCUUGAACCGCUUGGGCACCGAGUGGCGGAUUGCCCCGUCGCAGGAACAUCUGAUGCAGUUGCACACGCUGACCAUACAGCGGCAGCUCCAGAUCAUGCUCAGCAUCGAGCGGGACAUCGAGAUCAAGUGGAGCACGCUGUCGAUGAAGGUGAAGGCUCCGGAGGAGUGCAGCAAGCAGAUCCGCGCCUAUCUCAACUUCAGAGACCGGCUCAGGCCCUACCUCCUGGAGGAAGAUCUCGUGGGAGGCAAGCAAGCCAGGGACUUGCAGACGGAGAGCGGGAUGAGCUUGGAGACCAAAGACCUCGCCGGCGUCCGCCAGGGCGUGACGGAGAUUUUGAAGAAGCUGAAGCAAAGGUACCAGUGGAAGCCGAACAUGACCUCCCGCGUCGAGAUCUCCCGUGUGAACUGGGUUGCUCGCCUCUCUGCGAUGAUCCGCCUGGCGAUGAAAACGUCCUGCCUCUUCGCGGAUCAGGAGCUGCGGCAGCUACUGAGGGAAGACGAAAAGAGGAAGCUAGGGAAGGAAGUCUUCGACCAGUACCGGCAAUGGUACAAGCUGGAACGAGGCGAUGGCAUGGCGAUCAAGGGCGUCAAAGUCGCUCCCCCCGACGUCGUGGCCAAGAUUCGCAAGAAGUACGAGGAUUACGGUGUGUUUGUCAACCAGCAGCCGCAAUUCCAGCCCUCCACUCCGGCUGGCCUUGGUGCGGCCAUGACACCUGGAGUUGCAGGCGGCAUGACGCCAGGAUUGAAUCCUGGCACACCGGGUUUGGCCGGGAACCUGACGCCCGGUGGAAAUCGCACGCCCUUCCAGAUGCCAGAGCCGUUUGCCUCUGGCUAUGAGAAGUCUGAGGGCAACACUCCUCAAUGGAAGCCUCCGGAGACGCCAAUGGGGCCUGGACCCAGUUCUGGCACACCUCAGUUCCAGGCGCGGGCAUCCGGAACCCCGGCUGGGCCUCCUCCUCCCACCCCGGCACAGGGCGUCAAGGGAUCCAUGACGCCUCCGGGGCCCGCCGGGCCCGCAGCUUCCACUCCGAACAUCAACCCCUUCACCCCAGCCCAAGGGCCAGGAGGUGCAGGUGCAGCCGGAGCCGGAGCACCAUCGACCCCCUUCGGAGCAUUCGCAGCACCUUUCACCCCGGGGCAAGCGCAGCCCUUCACCCCCGCAGGUGCACCGCCGCUAACCCCAGGUGCUCCACCACGGACACCCUCCAACCUCCCCGGCUCCGCCAAUGCGCCGACCACGCCAGUCGCAGCGCAUCAUAAAGACGAGAAGUCGGUGGUCUUCGAGCAGCGCUGCAGUAGCUCCCUGCUCAUCGCCACGGAGGCCGAGGGCGAACAGGCCGACGUGCAGCCGGCGCCGCCUCCUCCACAGCUCGGAGUCUACGAGCUUCACCAGCAGGAUGCUCGGGAGAUCCUGUACCAAGCCUUGAGGGCUCAGCCGCUGAGUAUGCCCAGUGAAGCGACGGUGUCACAGCACCGGGUGAGUUCUCGCCAGUCCGACGUGGUGAAUUUCUAA